AUGCUCGCGGCCCUGGCAAUAAUCCUUCUGCCACUCGCACGGUCGCCCUUCAAGAGGGCCGGUCACCAGCGUCUCAAGCGUCUUGGUCAGCAACGCGACGGGGCGACAAACAUGAGUCGGCUGCCGGGCAGCGGCUGCGCGGUGACGCUCGUGCAGCAGGUCAGCAGGGCCGCCUGUGUCGAGGGACGGACGUACGGCUGCACGGCCUCUCCCGGACAGCCACCGAUGGUCUGGGUGAGCAACUCGUGCCGCGGAACGUUCCAGUGCACCGGUCGUUGGUAUGGGCCCAGCUACAACCGAUCCGUGGACUGCUUCUCGCCGCCAGGCCACACUGCCUACGCGUGCGCGUGCCUCGGAGGAGGGCUCUGGCUCCCCGAGGAGCGUGCCGCGGCGUCCGCAGCCGCCGCCUCGUUGCAGCCGCCCACCCGCCAGGCGGUGACGUCCGGAACGAACAAACAGCCAAGAACGCGACCCCGGCCACCGCCCUCAAUCGUGCCCUCGUGCCUCAACACCACGAACGCGUCUGUGCAGCAGCCGGGGGAGGCCGGCGGCGUGAGCAGCUCCGAGGACGACGGGCUGAUCCACGUGGCCUUUUACGACACGCGCGCGCCGCAAAGGCGGAACUGGAUGGGCGUGCUGCGGGCAGCCGCGAUGCUCGACGGCCCGGGCGUGCGACUGCAUGCGCUGCUCGCCUCGCCGCUGCCGCCGUCCGUCCCGGCCCACAUUCGUGUGGCGGCGCUCGAGCUGCGCAGUCCCGGCGCGCGCUGUCUGCACGCCAACCUCGUGCGGCUCUCGCAUGGGCCCGGCCGCACCUACCUCCUCAAACCGCUGCUGCAUUUCGUCCUGCCGCCGAGCGUGCGGCGCGUGCUCGUCCUCGACACGGACGUGGUCAUGAUCCGUCCGCUGGCGGAGCUGUGGGGGCAGUUUGCCCGCUUCGGGCCGGAGGCAGUGCUCGGCCUGGUCGCCGAGCAGUCCAGCCUCUACUCGGGCAACGCCAUCGGCAAGAAUGGUGGGGUGCAGCUGCUGCACCUCGAGCGGAUGCGCCGAUCGCCCGCCUACGCCGCCGCCCUCGACCACUACGCCACUGGCCGCGGCGGCGCCUGGCUGGGCUACCUCGGCGACCAGACGCUCUACUCCUUCAUGGCGUACUCGCACGGGGCGCUCUUCCACAGCCUUGGUUGCGAGUGGAACCGUCAGCUCUCAGUGCAUUUCGGGCUCGAGGCGCAGCGGCAGCAUGCGUGUGCCGCCCCGUGCGGGCUUCUGCACGCAAACUCGCCGGACCUAAAGUGCAUCGGGACCGCCAUGCAGCUCGCCAACGGCUCGUGCGUCGAGUGGCGGCGCCUGCAACGCAACUCCAGCUGCGUGCGCAACCGCGGCGUCGGCGCAAAGUUCCGCACCGCCGCGGCGACGUAUUUCGCGAGCUGCUGCCUCUGA
Emiliania huxleyi CCMP1516 is the source of this 1434-nucleotide messenger RNA. RefSeq lists its product as hypothetical. The transcript has a single exon. Lineage: Eukaryota; Haptophyta; Isochrysidales; Noelaerhabdaceae. The record is from RefSeq and is a predicted model, not a curated record. Gene Ontology annotation, molecular function: UDP-xylosyltransferase activity. Bases 1 to 1434 code for a protein of 477 amino acids.